AAAUUUUCCGAGUCCCUUUACUUUCCCGGAAACCUCCAACUCACUUUCGCAGCCUCCAAACACUUUCCUCUCCCAUAAUUUUCUCCAUUUAAAUCAACCCUCAAAACAACAAACCACUUCAUUCCCAACCUCAAAAUUUUCUCUUCGUUGGAAAUGGAUCGAAAUCUAAUUGUGAGCGAGAUGGAGCCGAUGAAGAAAGAAACUCGAAAACGAAAAUUGUCUGUUCAGAAGAACCAACCCUUAAAAGUUGUCUACAUAUCGAACCCUAUGAGGGUCCACACUAGCGCGUCUGAAUUUAGAGCCCUGGUCCAAGAACUCACUGGUCGAGAUGCCGAGUUCCCUGACCCGGCUAAGUUUCAUCAGGCCUCGAUUGAUGUUGGGGAAAUGAAUCUCGAGAAGAAUCGGGAAGGUGAUGAUGAUGAGGAAGCGUCCCUUGAUGUGGCCACUACAAUGGAGGAUUCGAAUGACGACUUUCUUGAGAGUCCAUACGAGAGUUUUGAAGAGAUGUUGAUGAGGGAGAUGCUGAUGGAGAACUUUGCAGUCCCUUCUAGAUCUGUUGAAUCUUCUGGUUUAGUCAUUGGAGCUUUGAUGUGAGUAAAAAACUAAACUUCAUGUUAGAUAUCAUAUCGUAUCAUGGCUGUUUAUUACGAAGUUUAUAUGCCGAUAAAUGAAAUGACGAUAUUUCCUUUAUGCACUCUAAUAAUAGUCUAUCCAAGUAUCCAAGUGGGAUAGAAAUUUAGGUUUGCA
Messenger RNA from Momordica charantia (bitter melon), 747 nucleotides. Lineage: Eukaryota; Viridiplantae; Streptophyta; Magnoliopsida; Cucurbitales; Cucurbitaceae. The record is from RefSeq and is a predicted model, not a curated record.